This is a messenger RNA of Rhincodon typus (whale shark), 3916 nucleotides long. It is a transcript of the gene slc25a12, whose product is annotated as solute carrier family 25 member 12. NCBI's taxonomy places the organism in Eukaryota, Metazoa, Chordata, Chondrichthyes, Orectolobiformes, Rhincodontidae. Bases 141 to 2228 code for a protein of 695 amino acids. The transcript is spliced from 18 exons. Gene Ontology annotation, biological process: L-glutamate transmembrane transport; aspartate transmembrane transport; malate-aspartate shuttle. The record is from RefSeq and is a predicted model, not a curated record. Gene Ontology annotation, molecular function: calcium ion binding; L-aspartate transmembrane transporter activity; L-glutamate transmembrane transporter activity.
CAUUGUAGCUUUUAGAGAGAUUCACAUUGAGUGUUGUGCUGUAGAUUCUGUUAAUUGGUGAAGGGUUUGGCUAGUAUAUUUGUAUGGUAGAUAUUUCAAAUCGACCGUAGUUGUGUUUGUUUUUUUUUUGCAGUCUGUUGAUGUUUGCAGGCCUAGCGCUUGGCCUUGAGCUACCUUUAAACAAUUUAAAAAACGAAGUGCAGGCUACUAAAAGGGCAGACCCCAGUGAAUUAAAAGCAGUAUUCUUGAAGUUUUGUAGUGUCACCAAGGAUGGGGAGCAUUACAUGACUCCAGCAGAUUUUGUGCAGAAAUACUUGGGAUUGCACACAGAUCCACAACACAACCCCAAGACUGUACAGCUUCUAGCUGGCGUAGCUGACCAAACUAAAGAUGGGUUGAUCUCCUUUCAAGAGUUUCUGGCAUUUGAAUCUGUUCUGUGUGCUCCUGAUGCCAUGUUUAUUGUGGCUUUUCAGCUGUUUGACAAGAAUGGCAAGGGAGAAGUAUCAUUUGAAAACAUCAAAGAGAUCUUCAGCCAGACAAUUAUACAUCAUCAUAUUCCUUUCAACUGGGAUUGUGAGUUUAUUCGGCUGCACUUUGGCUUUGACAGGAAAAAGAAUCUUUCAUAUUCCGAAUUUACACAGUUUUUGCAGGAACUACAGCUAGAGCAUGCAAGACAAGCCUUUGCACAAAAGGACAAAAACAAAAGUGGCACAAUUGUGGCUUUAGACUUCAGUGAUAUUAUGGUUACCAUUCGUUCACACAUGCUCACUCCUUUUGUUGAAGAGAACCUGGUCUCAGCAGCAGGUGGAACUACCUCGCAUCAAGUCAGCUUUUCUUACUUCAAUGCAUUUAACUCCUUGCUGAAUAACAUGGAACUUAUUCGGAAAAUAUACAGCACUUUAGCAGGCACAAGAAAAGAUGUACAGGUUACUAAAGAGGAGUUUGCUCAUGCUGCCAAUAAAUUUGGACAGAUUACACCUUUGGAGGUUGAUAUCCUUUUCCAGCUUGUGACUUUGUACAGUCCAACAGGGCGAGUCACUCUGGCAGAUAUUGAACGAAUAGCACCACUGGAGGAAGGAGCUCUACCAUACAACCUGGCUGAAGUCCAGAGGCAGCAAUCUUACAGUGAUACUAGCAGGCCUAUAUGGCUCCAGGCUGUUGAGUCUGCGUACAGGUUCACUCUGGGCUCAAUUGCUGGAGCGGUGGGAGCUACUGCAGUUUAUCCUAUCGAUCUAGUAAAAACCAGGAUGCAGAACCAACGGUCUACAGGAUCCUUCAUUGGAGAACUGAUGUACAAAAAUAGUUUUGACUGUUUCCAGAAAGUUAUACGAUAUGAAGGCAUUUUUGGCCUUUAUAGAGGUCUUUUACCACAGUUGUUGGGUGUUGCUCCAGAAAAGGCCAUUAAACUCACAGUAAAUGAUUUUGUACGAGACAAGUUCACUCGAAGAGAUGGCUCAAUUCCUGUUAUUGGAGAAAUCCUUGCUGGCGGUUGUGCUGGAGGUUCUCAAGUAAUCUUUACAAAUCCUCUGGAAAUCGUGAAAAUUCGACUCCAAGUUGCAGGAGAAAUCACCACAGGUCCUAGAGUCAGUGCACUUUCUGUAAUGCGUGACCUUGGAUUUUUGGGUUUAUACAAGGGUGCAAAAGCUUGUUUUCUCCGUGAUAUUCCUUUCUCUGCCAUCUACUUCCCAGUGUAUGCUCAUACUAAACUAGCUUUUGCAGAUGAGCAGGGUAGGCUGGGUGCGUUGCAGCUUCUUACAGCUGGUGCUAUUGCAGGUAUUCCUGCUGCUUCCUUAGUAACUCCUGCAGAUGUCAUCAAAACAAGACUUCAAGUAGCAGCUCGUGCUGGUCAGACUACCUAUAGCGGUGUUAUUGACUGUUUUAGGAAGAUCUUAAGAGAGGAAGGUCCCAGAGCUUUUUGGAAGGGAGCAGGAGCUCGUGUCUGCCGGUCCUCACCUCAGUUUGGUGUAACUCUGGUGAGUUAUGAACUUUUGCAAAGGUGGAUCAAUAUUGACUUUGGGGGAAUCAAACCUGUUGGUUCUGAGCCUACACCGAAAUCAAGGAUCUCCGACCUUCCGCCAGUCUCGCCUCAUCAUAUUGGAGGAUACAAACUAGCUGCUGCUACUUUUGCUGGUGUUGAAAACAAAUUUGGCCUCUACCUGCCUAAGUUUAGAUCGUCAGGUGUGGCUUCAAUCAAUCCACAAGUAUCACCUGGUUCUCCAAAGUCUUAAAAGAUCUCCCAAGGCAAUGAGGUGCAAUGUGUAAAACUGCAUGUAGGUGGAGGUCAGUUGGAAUUUGAUUGAAAUCAUGUAUUUCCUAAUUAAAUUUUUGUAAUAAUACUAAAUGUUUGAAUUGUUUGCAUUGCAGAAAAUUGUUGCUACAGAAUUUACUUGUAUAAUUUUAGAGAUCAUGUGUAAAAGAUGAAACCAAACUCCACCUACAGCUAGAAAUAAAUACUUAAAACCACUUAAGUUUCAUGAUUGUUUCAAAAAGCAAUGUAUUCAGUUGUUGAUUUCUGACUUGGAUACUGUUGAUAUUUGUUGUGUUGACUGCUAUGGACACUUUAAAAAGUUGUUUUAUUCUUGAUGUGCUUUUUCUUGAUCUUUUCUUCUUUUGCUUAUGAAGCACCAGAAAAAAGUUCAAACAAUGUUUAGCACAGUGCUGCAUUUAAACUUAUUAUUAAUGAAAAAGUAUCUAAUGUUACAAAGUUUAACGCACAUUUUAUUUUGUUCAUUCAUUAAAGUACAGAAAACUUAUUUUAACUUGUUUGGGUUCAAAAAUUGUUUCACAAUAAUGCAAUUGAUAUCAAACUUAGCUGUAGAUAUGGGCAGGUUGGUUAAUGUUUUACUUCUGCACAUUAAGAUUCAAUCUCCGUUGUGGACAGAGCUAAUGCACACUCCGCAAUGAACGUCAAUUGGUUUUUGCGAUGAAAACACUGCUGUAGCAUGAGAAAGUUUUAUAAUGAAAUACCUCCCACCCCGACUUUUGUUUAAUGAUGCUAUGUCACUAAAGAAAGAUUCUGUAUAUUAGACGUGUUGAAAAGAUGAUGAAUGUGCUCAGUAUACAGCAGAAUUCCUUAUGAUUUUUGUAGAUAUUCUUACAGGAGUGAUUAUAUUACUUAAAGUAGUCAAGUGACAACCAACCCUAACAAUUUUCAUACCUUUCAUGAAUGUUAAAUAAGUAUCAGCUUCUGGCUGAAAUGUGUCCUCAGCAUUGCAGAAAAGCCUUUUAACCAUUAUAACAAUAAAAAUCCCAUUAAAAUCAAUAGCUGUAAUACACACAAAGGGAACUGAUACUUCCUUUUGGAAUUGGGUCACCUUUCUAGCUGGCAUAAGAAUCAAACGUAAAUACUCAUUUUAAAUUUUAAGAGUUGCAUUAUUUUACACAACUUGUACUUGAUAUUCAUGUACAUAUUGUACAUCUGUACAGAGACAUCAUAGGGACUGAGUAAAUCAUGAUUAAGUGGUGCAAUAAGCUUGAGUUAAAGGUUGGUGAAAGACAUUGUACAGAUUAAAGUUUUGUUAAAUCAUGUCAGUUAAUUUUAAAUGUUAGAAUAUUAUUGUUUGAAUUAUUUUCAUUGUAUUGAUUUCUUUAAUGAGAAUGAGGCUGUUAGAUUUGGUAUCUGAAUUGCCAGGAAGUCUGGAUCUAAUUUUAGGCCAUCAGUAAAUCAAUCUUAGCUCAAAAACUUGCUUUUUAUGAUGUAAAUUUCAGCACAUUUGCUGAAGGUGUUCUUGAUUUUGUAAUUGGGUGUUUUGGUGUUUCUCAGUGAACUGAAGCUACAUCUGAAUUGUGUACAGACUUAAGGUUUCCUUAUGCAUUAUUCAAGUGUGCCCAGUAAAUUACCACCAGCAGUUUGUGUGACAAGGAAUACAUCUAAUGUGACAUUUCUACAAUUAAACUGUAUAUAUGGCAGAUGAAA